Molecule: messenger RNA, 6492 nt
Organism: Porites lobata
Lineage: Eukaryota; Metazoa; Cnidaria; Anthozoa; Scleractinia; Poritidae
Source: the annotation of a GenBank genome assembly
UUUUGAUCCUAGAAAACUUUGUGCCCGAUGGCCUCGGUAAGUGUAUUGGACUCAGCUUUUCGCCAAGUUGCAAUUACAUCCUUUGAUCAUUGUCAUUUUUGUGGUUUUCAGACAAGUUCGAACGUCGAAAAUCUUCAUCCCCAAAUCAUCAAGCAAGUUUCCAAAGAACUAACCAGUUUAACAAACGAUCCUCCAGAAGGGAUUAAGGUUUUUGUCAACGAACAGGAUAUAACAGACAUUCAAGCAACGAUAGAAGGACCUGGUAUGGUUUUUUCGUGACGUUUUUGCUUUUGAAAUCUACGUAUUUUCUCUCUUAAUAGAGGUGCAAUGGUGUAUAAACUUACCCUGCGACGGCGGCUAUGCAUUUACACCAGAAAAGCUUUGUAUUCUCUUGAUUGAUCGCCACCCCCGUUUAAAAAGUCAGCUCUUAUGUUUUCCGUGUCUCUUUUUUAGCCGGUACACCGUAUGAAGGAGGACUUUUCCGUGUGAAACUCGUUUUGGGAAAAGAUUAUCCAACUGCUCCUCCAAAAGGUGAACUUAAGUUUGUACUUAUAAAGAUCAAUAAAUGCUUUUGAGCUUAGUAAAUUUACGUUUUGAAGUAGAUCUGUUUUGCAUGUCAGUUUAACAUAGCGUGCACUGCGUGUAACAGUUACAUGUACAUGCAGUCACAUUUUGUAUUGGUUGUAGUUUGUUGGUUGUCAGAUCAUGAAUCAGCAUUCAAGUCUUUCAUUUAAGAAUAUCCCAUACAUUUCAUUUUAUUAACCACAGUUUCUACUAUUAAGCAUUAAGUAUAUGAGCUUACAUGCAUUGUUGGAUGAAAAAUUCACUUAUCAUGUGUAGUAAGUAAUUCUUUAGUUAACCAUAGUUUGUUUUGUAGAACCAGUUUUUGGCCUUAACAAUCUCUAAAAAUUUAAGACUUCUGUUGGCUUUGCUACAUUAUUUUGUGAAAACUCUCCUUUCCAGGUUUUUUCUUGACUAAAAUAUUCCACCCAAAUGUGGCCAGUAAUGGAGAAAUCUGUGUUAAUACACUCAAAAAAGACUGGAAACAAGAUCUUGGAGUGAAACAUAUUUUACUGGUAAGUCUAUUACAAUACUACAUUGUUGUUAUAUUGGCGUUCUGAGAACUGCAGGACCUUUUUUGUUUGCGUAUCAUGCAGGCCUAUUUAUGAGGGCUUAGUCAGCUAGUUUGACUGCCAGUGCCUAAAAAAUUUUCUUUGGCAAGCAAAAAAUGGUCUUUCUUGCCAGCUUGACCAGCUAGUCACUAUGUUAUGUCUAUUAGUAAUAACACUUAGUGAGGCAACCAAAAACUAGGAACAGUCUUAUUAUGUCCCGUACCUGCAAAAAAAGUAUCAUUAAAGAAACCAGACACACUAUUUAUCAAAGAUAGCAGUGGGAAGAACAACGAGACUAGCCAGGUAUCCCUGUGGAUGGGCAGGGCAGAAUGACAUUGGUAGACGAAAGGUUCACAGAGGCCUGUCAACCUACUAAGUCCCAUCUAUGCCUGGAGAUAUUGAACUUUGGGAACUGGAAUGUGUAUAUAAUGUAUGCAAAAAAAAAAAAUAGGUAAGGCAGUGCAAGGAGAUGUGCGAAUACAACAUCGACAUACUAGGAAUACAUGAGUGUAGAUGGACUGGUUCUUGGGUUUGAAAAAAGUCGCAUCUGUUAGUCCAGGACAAGUAGAUUUUCUUGCUGGGUAAGUAAUGUUUAACCCUUUAAACCCUAAGACUUAAGAGUGAUCAGUACCAAAUUUCUCCUUGUAAUAUCAAUGCUUUAUAAAACAGCGUGGUCAUGAGAAUUAUGGACAUGAUCACACAUGAUGAAUUUGCUUGAUAUUUUAUCAACUUCUACCUACUACUUCUUAGGGUUUAAAGGGUUAAAGCUUACUUGGCCGAUGGGCAAGGCUCCAGGCAAGUUAUUCUCUAACAAAAUCAUUUAUUAAGACAAGCCAGAAGUGGCUCCAAACACACAAAGUGUGGGACCACCUUGAAUUCAAUAUUUUUCAAGCCCUGGAGAAAUGGUUAUGUUCUCAGGCAGAGAUCCAUGGUAGUGGAGAUAUACAAUGAUGUCCAAACUAGCAAAGUCAUGCUGGAAUCGUUGCCAUUUGAUGAGCACAUUAAAAAAGCAUGUUUCUAUUCCAAAUACAUGAAGCUAACGUUUAUUGAAGUCUUGAGUGCCAACAAUGGAAGCUGAGGAAAACGAGAUCGAUCAUUUCUAUGAGCAGCUCCAAAAUGUCUUGGAAGCUUUUAGAAAGCAUGAUAUGCUCAUCUUAUGUGGUAAUAUGAAUCCUGCAGUUGGGGCUUCAAACCUUAACAGAUUAGGGAUAUUGGGAGCUCAUGAAACAGGCAAUAUCAGCGACAAUGACGGGAAGCUCGUUGAGUUUUGCAAGAUGAACAGCUUUGUCAUCACUGUUACCAUAUUCCCUCACAAGGAGAUGCUCAAGACCAAAAAAAAUGAUGGACAUUCCCCUAUGGCAGAUAUCACAAUCAGAUUGAUCAUUUUCUCAUUGACAAGUUCUCCAGGAAGUCUGUCUCAUUCUGUGAUACCAGGGUUGUGUGGGGUGUAUAUGGAUGCCUAUGAUCAGCAUCCUGUGUGAACCACUAUAAAUCUCAAGUUAAAGAGGACAAACCAGCCACCCAACUCCAGAACCAGAAUUGAGGAGAGAGAGCUGCAAAACCAAGCAGUCAGGAAUGUUUGUUCUGUCAUGCUAGGAAAUGAAUUUGCAGUCCUUAAGGUGACAGAUGAAAAUGCAAGCUAUUAGUGCACAAUGGAAUUAUUUCAGCUAGGCAUUCAGCAGCACCGCUGAAAACGUCCUUGGUAGGAAGAAGAGGAACUCCAAACCAUGGAUAUUUCCCGGUCGAUCUUGGUCAACUGUCAAGGAAAGGAAAAAAAAAUGAAGAGCAAGAUAGCUAUAUAAUGCAAGAUCAAUGAGAAUCCAUCAACAACUUAGCCAGAGGGUGUAGUGAAAAGCAAAGACAAGGAUGUGAAAUCAAGGUUAAGGACUAAUUGGAGGGUUUAGUUGGAAAAUCACGGACAAAUUGCAGCUGAGAGCAGAAACAUGAACAGGGUUGCCACGGUCAGGGAAAAGUCAGGGAAAACUGACAAUUUUUUAAGGUCAGGGAAAAUCUUUGAUAUUGUCAAAGUCAGUGAAAAGUCAGGGAAUUCUGUUUUCCGGUUUACAGUUCAUAAGUUUUCUUUCGGAAAAACUUUGAAAUGCAAAGCGAUAAAAUUUUUGACACUCUAUGUCUUCGUAGUAGUUGUGGUCAGUGGUUUUGUUGUGAAAAAACGAAAAAUAUGCCUGCAAAUAAACAUGGAUUGUUUCUCAUUACAAGAAAAAACUGUUUAAAUUGAAAACAGGAAAUUUUUAACUUUCUAUGUCUGAUGAAGACACAGACCACUAUAUAGUGAACAGCCACUAGAACAGUGGAGGUGCUGAACAGUGUUCCACCAAAGAACCCCACCUUGAUCGACUUCUACCAAAUGCAGUAGAUUGAUCUAGUAUCAGCAUAGAACCCAUCAGUCUGAAGGAAUUCCAGGGAGCAACGCUCUCUCUUAGAAAUGCAAAUCGGAUAAUGAGGUUAAUAUAUUGGCCCAGCUUUGAAAGACGGAUCUGGAUGUGUCAUCGCACAAGUUACAGUGUAGACAGCAUCAUCAAGUAAAAAGAUAAAGGAAAAACAACCACAUUUUACGUUGACAACUUGUGACAGUGUAAUAGCUGAUAAACUUCUCCAUCAAUGCUCUGUUUUAAGGGUAUUUAAAGCUAGUCAAAGCUACACAGAAAGGAGAGAAGUUGAAACAAAGGUGUGAUGUCACCAUGGAUCAAACUCGAGACCUUGUGUACCGAAGGCCGCACUAACCAACUGCACUACCCUUGCUCAAUAUUUUUGGAAGGAGGAGGUGGUCCUGAGUCAAGCAACUAUAAUGACUGAGAAUGUCAAUACCUGAAUGAGGUGGAAGUUAAUGGAGCCGCUAGAAGAUCUUGAUUUUGGAUAUGUUAUUACUCUCAUCUCCACUAAAGCUACACAGCAAAUGCAGAGAAAACCACAAACUUAAAGACACAGCAUCAAGGAUUGGCUAAAAAAUCGGCAGAAAGAAGAUGGCAGUCCUUAAUAAGGUCAAUUGCAGAGGAAGAGCUGGUUGACCGAUGAUAAGGUGAUAAAGGAGGUUGGUGACUUUGUUUACUUGGGUGCAAUAUUCAGUAAUAAGGGAGGAGCAAACAAGGAUAUGCAGAACUGACUGGCGAAAGCAAAGUCCUCAUUUGGCAGGCAUCUGAAGUUCCAAACGGUACUACAGUAAGAUUUAGAUGUACAACACACUAGUAAAACCAGUCUUACUCUACGGUAGCAAGACAUGGAAGAUCAAUAUCAAUGACAAUUAAAGUUGGACUUGUUCUAUCACAAGUGCCUUGAGAGGAUUUUGGGUAUCUACUGGCAGUAUGUGUUGUCCAUUGAUGGGCUAAACAAAUUAUGCAGAUGUGAAAGGAUCAGCUGAAGAAGAGAUGCUUCAAAUGGUUUGGACAUGUCCUGUGUAUGUGGACAGGACAUCACCGUGUCAAGGCACUUUCUUGGACUCCUGAUAAAAGGCAAAAAGUUUUUUUAGAUGCCCUAGGAUAAUGUGGGGCAAAAAUGGAGAGAGUAAUGGCAGGAUAGUGGUUGUGGGACCAAGCAAGAACUUGUGCCAGGGAUGGGCUAGUUUGGGAAGGCGGUGGGGGGAAGUGUGGAGGCCUUAUGUGCAGCAGAGUACAAAGAGGCAAGAUCAGGUGAUUGUUCGAAAUCACACCAUUGUGUAAAAUCUGAAAUACUGUAUUGCUGAUGUCAAUCAGCAUAGCCUCUAAAAUGUGUAAAGGUAAACUAAUUAUGUGAAAUUAAGUAUGUGUAAGUGGACUGGGAGAGUGAGUUUUAACCAGCAUAGGAUGACUUGGGCCUGCAUUAGUUGUACAUGGAUACACGUAAAGUCAUAUGCAUAUUUCUUUCUUCCUUUUUUUUGUGCAAUGAGCCUCACAUUAAAUUUUGCAAACAGGACAAUGGUGAUCUGAAGAUCAGCCAUAAAAUUGUUUCUGGGCCAGUGAAUAAUUAAGUAGAUCACCUACUAAUCUGCCAGUGGCCAUAAAGACAAAAGGAGAUUGUGAGCAUUUUUCAUAGACUGUAUUAUGCUUUCAUAAGCUGGUAGUGAUCACCAAGUCAUUCUCUGUUGUCCUUGGCCUUUGUCCCCUGCACAUAAUUCAUAACUAAUCUACCGUUACUGAACGACAUUUCUUAUAAUUGGCCUAUCAAUUAUUUCCCAAGUUAUCUUCACUGGUCCCUAAUCAUUAUCUUCGUUUCUAGUCAAAAGCCUGGGGAUGCCUGAUGGCAAGUGAGAAUCAACUAACUUUUGUGCGUUUCUUUGUGAUGAUUUGGAUCAAGGUUCAUGAAAGGAACCGAUAAAUCCACUCUGGGCAAAGAUUCAUCAGUUCCUUUGAUGAACCAUGAUCAGAGUGCUGGUCAUCAUCACUGAUCUUGAUCCUGGUUAUCCUGAAGGAAUACACCCAGAGAGUGUGAAUGGUGCAAGUAUCUUAAAAAUCAUCACUCAGAACUAAAUUUUACUUGUUAUUUCAUAUUCUAAAAGGCUUAGGAUGUCUCCCUUGUUGUUUACAUUACCCUGAUACGACCUUCCCAUUAUUAUGACCAGGUUUUUGUAGCCCAAUGUUGAUUGUAUUAAUGGGGUUCCACUAUAACAGACUAUAGCAAAUUCUAAGAUGUAGUGAAUGCCCUAAUUCUAUGCCAGUUUUUGUAACAUGGUGUGAAAACCCAGCUUUAAAGCUCUGCCUUUUAUUUUUUCCUACAGACUGUCAAAUGCCUUUUAAUAGUCCCAAAUCCUGAGUCAGCUUUAAACGAGGAAGCUGGCAAGCUCUUACUAGAGAAGUAUGACGACUACUCAAAACGAGCACAGUUGUUUACUGAUAUUCACGCAAAGAUCAAGUUAAAAGCGGAAAGCUCAGAGAAGGGAGAUGGAGUAGAAGUGAUGAUGCAAGGGAUCAAAAGAGCCAGUGACAAAGCCCUGGAUAAGAAGAAAAAAGAGAAAAAGAGGGCACUGAAAAGACUUUAACAGAUGCUAAAAGCUACUAUGAAAAUUGCAAACUGAAUUUAUCUAGGUUGUCUACUGUACAGUGUAAAUAAAUGUCAAAGCUGUGUCCUUAUAAUCAAUAUGCAAGGAAAUUAUGCCAUAUUGAUGUUAAAGUGACUUGGACUGUUGGACAUAGCCUGUGCAGUCAUUUCCUUUCCAGUGCACCUUAAGUGCAAGAAAGAAGAAAAAGUGGGAAUUUUACAUGGGAGGAAGAGAAGGAAACCUGUGGCAAGCCCAGACAUUUUGAAAAACGCCAAGCAUUGCGAUUGAUCACUUACUAUAUGCAUUGUAAAUUUAUUGUGGUCUAUAAAAAGUAUAAUUUCCUACAUAACAUCUAGUUUGUCUGGACAAUUUUUAGCAGAAAGAACAGGGUGGUUGCAAGUCUUUUUCUCC